UGUUCCUACGUCAUCAACUGUUCCUACAGAUGUGUGCACAUUCACAUAAAGGACGGUAAAGUAAAUUGAUGUCAAGAUGAAUCUGCAAACGGGGGUAAAAAAGGUAUUUGAUCCGAAGAACCCUCACGAUUUAGGGGACCCAGACGAUAAGUCCUUACGGAAAGUGGAAAUCGAAGUUUUAAUACCGAAAAUCAUGCGGGAACGUGCAAAAGAAACUCACUGCAGUAAGGAAGUGAAGGAAUUUGAAGCGUGCUGUAAAGCAAACAGUAUACUGAUGGUUUUCACAUGCCGGAAUGAAAAUUCUUCACUGAAAUCAUGUUUGACGAAAUGGUACCAGAAUGAAGAUUUUAAAGCAGAAUGCAAAAAAAUCUAUCUGGAGGAACGUUCAGAAUACCGCCGUACUGGAAUCCCCAAAAAACACCGCAUACAAAAAAUGUAAAUUAUAUUUAUUUUAACUUAUAGCUUUGUACAUAUGAAGUGCUGUUGAACCGACGAAUUAUGGUUUCUGAAACUCUGAAUUGUCUUAUAUCAAAAAUUGUGCCGAGGGUUACGACAUUUGGUUUUGAGAUUUCUAACAGCAAUAUAUCUUUAUCCGACGUUUCA
Molecule: messenger RNA, 603 nt
Organism: Anastrepha obliqua
Lineage: Eukaryota; Metazoa; Arthropoda; Insecta; Diptera; Tephritidae
Product: COX assembly mitochondrial protein homolog
Exons: 2
Coding region: 77-439 (120 amino acids)
Cellular component (GO): mitochondrion
Source: RefSeq, a predicted model, not a curated record